AAUUGACAUCGCUCGACAUCGUUCCAUCUAAAAUUUGUCGAUUUUUACGUCGUUUUAUAUCAAAUUUUGCCGGGAAUGUAAAAUUUUGGAAUAUAAAGUCCUUCGUUUUCCUGUUAGUUACCUGUUUUGCGUGUUAAUCAUGUGGAUUUUGCGACAUUUGAGUUCUGAUUUGCGAUUUUACUUGACUCCCGACAAGAAAACGUUCUCUGUCGGUCGCAGUUUGACCGAUUUCAUCCUCGAAAGCGACCAGACCAUCAGUCGGCGUCAUGCAAGUCUCAUUGUGAAGGGCAACAAGCUCUUCAUACUCGACGAAGCGAGCAAAUACAAAGUUUUUCUCAACGAUGGCAUCGAAUCGAAAAUUGGAAUCCCGCAAAAGAAGGAAGUUGAGCUGAAAAAAGGUGAUCGCAUCCGUUUCGGGCAGUAUUCGAACAAUUUUGUCGUGGAAACAAUCGAAAUGUGCACUUUAACGUCGACCUUGACGCCUCCCGUGAAGAAAGAACUCGAGGAUCAGCUGAAAUUGAUCGGAGUCAAGGUCACAGAUUCCAUAAAUGACAAAUUUACUCACCUGACAAUGCAGUCAAUUGUGAUAACGUCGAAGCAAUUACAAGCUUUGGUUGUUGGAGUGCCUCUCGUUACCAUCGAAUACUGGGAAGAAGUCUCAAAAGCCAUCAAAAAGCACAAACCGCUGCCAGAUGUGAAGAAAUUUCUUCCGAAAAAUGGAGAACCGCUGCUGGCACAAAGUCACCACUUGUUCCAUGUGAACGAAAAUCGAAGAAAAAUUUUUGAGGGAAAAGUUUUUUACUUUUUCCGAGCAUCGCAUGCAGAAACGUACAAAAUGACGAUCGAAACAGCUGGCGGACGAGCUCUUGACUUGGUGAAUCGCGCAAAUAACGUGAAGAAAAGUCAAUUAAUUGCAGAAAAUGCUGUCGUUAUUCAGUACGAAGCUUCCGAACAAUCACAGGCGACGCAAAGUAUCGAUUCUGUGGCAAAUUACGUUCGAUCAAAGAAGCUCCGAUUGAUUCCCGAGAUAGAAAUUCAACUGGCAAUCUUGCAUUGUUCCGUUGAAAAAUAUUGCAAUCCCCGUUUCAAGUUUAGUGAUAUGUUUGCGCCACUUAAAAUGGUUAAAAGUGACCUUUGGGCGAAAGCAACGGAGCCACAAUCGACAUGCGACUCAGUCCGAAGCAUACGGAAGUUGUUACCCGAAAGUCUUCCAGCUGCGUCUUUAGAAGAUUCCGUUCCGCCUAUCCCGUUGAAGGAAACGAACAGAAAUGAGAAGGAUGAUGUCCCAAAAAGUCGAGGUACACGUCAAAGUAAACGAAAACUUGAAGCUGCCGAGCAAAAUGAACCGAAUAAGAUGCAGGCCGUGGAGAAAAAUGAUGCUCCAGUAGGUCGUCGAUCCACAAGACGCUCAUCGGUGAAGGCAAAAGCUGUCCCAGAAGCUUCUGUCGACUACUGUCCGGUAGAGGAAAAUGCCAUCGUUGAAGAAAUUGUUCCUGAAAGUGAUCCAGCUGCCAUGGAAUCGUCUUUAAUUAAGGAAAAUGAGCCAGUUAAAGAAAAAUCUCAGUUGGCACCAAUCUUUUUAGGUCAAAAAUCAUCAAAAUCCUCACCGGCAAAGGAAAAAGUUGUUCAACCGAGUCAUGUUGCAGAGGAAAUAAUUCCUGAAAGUCAGCCAAAAGCAAUUCUAAGUGCCAGUAACAGUCAAUCUUUCAUCACUUCCUUCAUGGCGGCCACAUCUUCCAACGAAGCUGCUCCCGCAAAAUCGAAUUCCGGAUCUAGUACAUCGGAAAAUCGUCGCACUCGUCGUCGAGCUGCCGUUGAAGACGAUAACGAUGACAUUUUGGACCCUUUUGCAUGUUUCGAUCCCGCUCCAAAGCGUCAAAAGACCGUCAGUUCGCCCGUUGCUCACGUAUCUCGUCUCGAAAGUUUCCGCGAAUCACCAAAAGCCGCUCAAAAAAGUCGCGGUGCCCGAAAUCGCGAAGACACGGACGACUUGGACUCGUUAUUCCAGCUUCCCGCGAGAGCAGCACUCUUCAAACAACCGUCAAAGCCGGCGCAACCUGUGAUUUUGUCACAAACUGCCACUAAAGAGUACGAAAGACCACAAAAAACGACAACUCCCAACAUCUCGAUCGCAGCAAAUCAAACAAUUUCAUCCGAGGGCUGGCUCUCCGCCUCAAAUAUUCCGCAUCAACCGAUAAAAGUCGAACCGGACUUGGAUAUUUCCGAGUUUGAGCAGAAAGUUGCCAAUUGUUUCAUCACUGAAGUGAAGCCAAUGUUGCUGAUGUCCCGUUUGGAGAGUAGUCGCGAUGUAACGGACCAUCCUCAAACCACUUUAAACUCGACACGUGGCAAAAAUUUCAAAGGAUUUGUUAAAAAACGCAAUUACAAGCCACAAACCAAGAUAAUUGGACAAAAAUUUGAAAUUAUCGGACUAACGCAACUUAAAUUCUAAGUAACUUUUGUCAAAAAUCGCCUUGAUUAAAUGUUAAGUUAAUGUUAAAACACAGAAAAAUGUUAUACAAAGAGUAAUAAAUUCAUUUAAUUUUCGUACAGUGACUUAAAUUUGGGGUUUUUUAGAUGCCAGUUAGGUCAGCCAGCGUCAUGUUAUGGUUUGACGUCAAAAUUAUUGUGUGAGGAGUGAUGUCCUCGGAGAUCGUAGGCAGUUCUUCCGCCUUUAGCACGUUAUUGGUACAACGUUUUUCAUGGUACGUGCGAUUUGA
Molecule: messenger RNA, 2720 nt
Organism: Culicoides brevitarsis
Lineage: Eukaryota; Metazoa; Arthropoda; Insecta; Diptera; Ceratopogonidae
Product: nibrin
Biological process (GO): double-strand break repair via homologous recombination; mitotic G2 DNA damage checkpoint signaling
Cellular component (GO): Mre11 complex
Molecular function (GO): damaged DNA binding; protein binding
Source: RefSeq, a predicted model, not a curated record